GUGUGAUCAGUGAAGUGGAUGCAGCUGUGCAGAUCUUCCUGGAUCAGAUCAGGAUCUUCAGUCAUGGAUGAGUCUGCGUUGGAGCGUUACUUUGAUGACUCUAUUGCAAAUGACUCCAGCUUCACAUUGGGGGAGGAGCUUGGACUCCAGAGUGCUGUCCCCCAAACCCAAACCCCCUCCUUGCGAGACACUUCUUACCUGUCAACAAAGGCGGGGCCAAGUGGAGAGCUGGGGGAGGAGCUGGACCUGAGCUUUUUACCUGAUGACCUAGGAACACAGGACACAGCAGUAGAGAAUCAGACCUCAGCUCUGGACACAUCUCAGGACAGCGGCAUCUGUGUGGACUUCAUUUCCCAGAGUUCUAAAGCAGCUGACGUCCAGCAGGGGACGUCCACAACAGGGAUGGAGACCAUUACCUCCCCCUUCUGUCCUAUGACUCCUAUGACCCCCAUGACCCCAAUGACCCCUGUGACAGAGAGGUCAGGGAUCAUCCCCCAGUUACAGAACAUCGUUUCUACUGUGAACCUCGGUUGUCCUCUGGACCUGAAGUUCAUCGCUCUACAGGCCAGAAACGCUGAGUACAACCCAAAGCGUUUUGCAGCUGUCAUCAUGAGAAUCCGCGAGCCUCGAACCACGGCGCUGAUCUUCAGCUCAGGGAAGAUGGUGUGCACCGGAGCCAAGAGUGAGGAACAGUCUCGUCUCGCUGCCAGGAAAUACGCUCGUGUGGUACAGAAACUGGGUUUUCCCGCUCGAUUCCUGGACUUUAAAAUCCAGAACAUGGUGGCCAGCUGUGACGUGUUCUUCCCCAUCAGACUGGAGGGACUGGUUCUGACCCACCAACAGUUCAGCAGUUAUGAACCAGAGUUGUUUCCAGGUCUCAUUUACCGGAUGGUGAAACCUCGUAUCGUUCUGCUCAUCUUCGUGUCGGGGAAAGUUGUUCUGACCGGAGCUAAAGAACGUGCUGAGAUCUACGAAGCCUUUGAGAACAUUUAUCCAAUCCUGAGAGGCUUCAGGAAGCAGUGAGGACAGCACUUUCUGUUUCCUGUUUGAGUGUACCAGUGUAAUAUAUAUAUGUACUGUUUAUAUGUAUGUAUGUAUGUAUGUAUUAUUUUAUGUUGUGUGAUGCAGCAAUAUUAAGUUAGUUGAAUGUUUCUGAACAGAUGUAUAAAGUGUGACCAGUUAGAAAAA
Molecule: messenger RNA, 1188 nt
Organism: Solea senegalensis (Senegalese sole)
Lineage: Eukaryota; Metazoa; Chordata; Actinopteri; Pleuronectiformes; Soleidae
Gene: tbpl2
Product: TATA box binding protein like 2
Exons: 8
Coding region: 19-1023 (334 amino acids)
Biological process (GO): DNA-templated transcription initiation
Molecular function (GO): DNA binding; RNA polymerase II general transcription initiation factor activity
Source: RefSeq, a predicted model, not a curated record